Molecule: messenger RNA, 3870 nt
Organism: Alligator mississippiensis (American alligator)
Lineage: Eukaryota; Metazoa; Chordata; Crocodylia; Alligatoridae
Gene: KATNAL1
Product: katanin catalytic subunit A1 like 1
Exons: 11
Coding region: 370-1842 (490 amino acids)
Biological process (GO): microtubule severing
Cellular component (GO): microtubule cytoskeleton; microtubule
Molecular function (GO): microtubule binding; ATP hydrolysis activity; microtubule severing ATPase activity
Source: RefSeq, a predicted model, not a curated record
UCUGGAGCGGGGGCUCGAGCUCCUCCAUCCCCGCCCUGUGGCUUGGGGGGCCGUGGCCCUCCUGCCGCGUUUCUCGUGGCUCCCCCUUGAGUGCUUCCCCCCCGCACCUCGGCAGGGAGGUGCAGGACCCAGAGGAGGGUUCAGGCAGGGGCGGCGGGAUGAUGAGCCCUGGAGGGGCGUCCAUGUGGGGAGAGACUGCAGGGGCCAGGCCUAAUGUGUUGAGAAAAGAGAGGCUCGUGGCGAGCACCAGGAGGGCUGACAACAUGCUGGCUGGUGGGGAGAGCAUCGACAGGGAUUUGCUACCGGCUGUCCCCCAAGGCGAGAACUGGGGGUUGCAACACGAACGGAGUGGGCAGUUUGUGAAAGAAAAUGAAUUUGGCUGAGAUCUGUGAUAAUGCCAAAAAGGGGCGAGAAUAUGCACUUCUUGGGAACUAUGACUCCUCCAUGGUAUAUUACCAGGGCGUCAUCCAGCAGAUUCAGAGACACUGUCAAUCCAUCAGAGACCCAGCUGUCAAGGGCAAAUGGCAACAGGUCCGACAAGAGUUACUGGAAGAAUACGAGCAAGUCAAGAGUAUUGUUAACAUGCUAGAGAGUUUUAAGAUGGACAAACCUGCAGAUAUUCCUGUAUCCUACCAAGAUGAGCCUUUUAGGGAUCCUGCUGUUUGGCCGCCUCCUGUUCCAGCUGAGCACAGGGUUCCCCCUCAGAUCAAACGUCCCAACCGAGAAGUAAAACCUUUGAGGAGAGAAUCACCAGGACUGCAGCCACGUGGGCCUGUGGGCCGAGCACACCCAAUAUCAAAAAGUGAGAAGCCUGCCAGUAGCCGGGAGAGGGAAUCUAGAGCGAAAGGGAGAGAUGACAAGGGAAAGAAAACCCCUCAGGAAGGUGCUGGAGAUGGAGAAAUUCCAAAGUUUGAUGGAGCUGGGUAUGACAAAGACUUGGUUGAAGCACUCGAAAGGGACAUUGUAUCAAGGAAUCCAAGCAUUCAUUGGGAUGAUAUAGCAGAUUUGGAAGAAGCCAAGAAGUUAUUAAGGGAAGCUGUUGUUCUUCCAAUGUGGAUGCCUGAUUUUUUCAAAGGGAUCAGACGGCCUUGGAAGGGUGUGCUAAUGGUUGGCCCGCCUGGGACUGGCAAAACAAUGCUAGCCAAAGCUGUUGCUACUGAAUGUGGAACAACGUUCUUCAAUGUUUCCUCCUCUACUCUGACGUCCAAGUAUAGGGGCGAGUCUGAGAAGCUAGUGCGCCUCCUCUUUGAAAUGGCUCGGUUCUACGCUCCAACAACAAUCUUUAUUGACGAAAUAGAUUCCAUCUGCAGUCGCCGAGGCACAUCUGAUGAACACGAGGCAAGUCGCAGAGUCAAGUCGGAGCUGCUUGUUCAGAUGGACGGGGUAGGUGGUGCCUUAGAAAAUGAUGACCCAUCUAAAAUGGUGAUGGUGCUUGCUGCCACAAAUUUUCCCUGGGACAUUGAUGAAGCUUUGCGAAGAAGGUUGGAGAAAAGGAUUUAUAUCGCUUUGCCAACAGCAAAAGGCAGAGCUGAGCUGCUUAAGAUUAAUCUUCGGGAAGUAGAGCUGGAUCCUGAUAUCCACCUUGAAGAAAUUGCUGAGAAGAUUGAAGGCUACUCUGGUGCUGAUAUAACUAAUGUGUGCAGGGAUGCCUCUUUGAUGGCAAUGAGACGUCGUAUUAAUGGCUUAACCCCAGAAGAGAUCCGUGCACUUUCUAAAGAAGAACUGCAGAUGCCUGUUACCAAGGGGGACUUUGAGCUGGCUCUGAAGAAAAUCUCUAAGUCUGUAUCUGCUGCAGAUCUGGAGAAGUAUGAAAAAUGGAUGGCGGAGUUUGGAUCUGCUUAAUUUCAGGCAGAGCCUGGCUUUGCUAUGGGUUUUUUUUAAUUGUAUUCAGUUGUGAAAUGUAAAAUGAGUUAGGAAUCUUUUAUAAGGUUUAAUAAAACAUGAGCUUUUUCUGGAGCUUUUUCUCCCUUCUAAACACUGUUUGCACUUGAAGGGAAGAAAACCAGUAACAAGUAGGGGAGAGUAAAACAUUUUAUGGCUGAUGGGAAAAGGGCAUAAACAGCAAGAGAAAUAUUUUGUGUUUGGAAAUGAUCCUUAUCUUUCUGAUAAGCCCCAGUGUCCUUUAACUUUGCCCCUUUGACCUUCAUGGCUUGGAUCUGCCAACUGGACAUGGGAAUAUAGCCAGAGAAGCUUACAAAAGUUUAUUGCAUUUAUUCUGCUUAGAAUGUGUAAUGUUCUCAAUGAGCAUCAGAUUCUGUUCGCCCACACAUGGCUUUGAAAUUGCUGUUCUUUUGCCACUGUUCUUUGUUGCUCUCAGCAGAGUGUGUGGGUAAAUUGGCAUCAUCAUAACAAGUAGUGAUUGGGUAGCUUCAGCAUUCAAAUUGCAGUGAUUUGGUUGUUUGAAAUCUUGGCGUGGAUGCUCAUCUCACUUUGGUCCACUCUACAUUAGUGUAAGUCUUCCCCCAUCUUUGACUUGAGAAUAUUACUUGUGGCUUCCACCCAUACAUAUGAGAAGAAAAAUGAAGACUCUUGAUUACUUGGGUUCAGGUUAGGCCUUCUUCUGGUACAGAGUGGCAGUAAUUCAACUACGAUUGAUUUUUAAACUGACUUGACUUAUGCCUUCCACUUUCAUACUCAUCCCAUCCGCUUGGAUUUGGUUUUUGUGCUUUCUAGAUUUUUUUAUUGUUAUUUAUUAAGAAGCAUCAAAACAUACAUUUGAAUGCAAGACACUAAUAUUAAGACACAGGACACAGAACUUUCAGUCCCAAAUUCUCUGUUCCUGCCUGUGCUGCAUGGUGAUGUUUUUCACUUGUUCGUGUUGUCAGUUCUAACUGUAAACAGUUCUAUUUUAUGUUUCCUUUAACAUGUACAAUACUGGGAAAACAUUUCAUAUCUGUAGAUUUUUCCUUUUUUUUCUCUCCUCCCCCUCCUUCAAAGCAAAUGAAGAGAAGUGCUGGAAUAGAAUCUCUGGUAUAAGAAGUCCCCUCCUUAGAGCAUAGCUGUCAUGCCAGCAGUAGCAUGUAAGCCUCUCUACAGGACUCCAUCAGGUGUUGCAGAGCUAGCUACUCAGGAGUUUCCUCUGCUGGGAGUAAUGAGGGGCUGCAGUUUGAUAUAUGUCCUGUCCUCCUGAUGACAUUGCCAGUGAGGUUGUCAGCAGUCCUGACAAGGUUGGUAACCUGCCCCUCGCCUUUUGGAAAUAGACACAGAGUCCUCAUGGGUUAUGUCUGUACCACUUCUUCAGGCCCUUUACGAGAACCACCAGGAAGCACUGUUUUGCCUACUUACUCUUCACACCCCAAAUUUGGAAGAGAGGCAGACAAGUCACCUUGGGGUAACCCUGUUUUGCUCUUGAGAUCUGUGCCUGUGCUGUGGACAUUCCCUAAAGUUGACUUCACCAUUGGAGAGGGGAUGCAGGGCCUGAUUCUUGGCAGCACUCUCAGGUCCUCCAUGGAGGCAAUAAAGAUGCAGUCACUGCCACCAAACUGCUAUUGAAUAAAAGCAGCUUCUUACCACUGUUGAUUUUGGCUAGAUCUUGUGGUUUCAGAUACCAUCAUUAACCCACUAAGCUCACCACACCUCCUUGAAUAGCAUUAGCUAGGCUUGAUCAGAAUUGCAUUUUCUAGUCACUAGAGCAAGUACUGGUCUGGGGCCUCACCAAGUCAUUUACUAGUGGGCAGAGAGAUGUCAGCAGUUCUACAGUGUAAGCCUGUGAACCUGAGCUGUAUUGAUUGCUCAUACUUUGUUGGUAUUUUUUUGUCUAGAAGGCACCUUGGGCUGAGCCCAUGAAUCGUACAGUUUGCUCUUUUUAGACAAAGGCUUGCUCUAACUUAGACAGAAGAACAUCCCAAUAAAUAUCUUGAUGAUAACUCA